Molecule: messenger RNA, 1605 nt
Organism: Cryphonectria parasitica EP155
Lineage: Eukaryota; Fungi; Ascomycota; Sordariomycetes; Diaporthales; Cryphonectriaceae
Product: cytochrome P450
Exons: 2
Coding region: 1-1605 (534 amino acids)
Molecular function (GO): iron ion binding; monooxygenase activity; oxidoreductase activity, acting on paired donors, with incorporation or reduction of molecular oxygen
Source: RefSeq, a predicted model, not a curated record
AUGGACGCUGUGCAAGCCAAGCUACGAGAUGCGGGUCCCACGGUCUGGCUGGCCGUCGGGGCGGUGGUCGUAGCUAUCCUUCUUCACUUGGUCGGAUCCAAAGACUCUCGCGAACCCCCUUACCUCGAUUCGAGAAUUCCCCUUGUGGGCCAUGUGAGGCACCUUAUCGGCCUCUACAGAUAUGGAGCCAGGUACUUCACCACACUGGACCAGGAACACCACCUCGGCUUAUACACCCUCCCUGUCUUCACGAAUCGGCUGUAUGUGGCUGGCUCGGCUGAAUGGUCCACAGCCGUGAAUAAGCACUCUUCCACCAUCGACCUCUACACUCUAAGCUCUCGGGCCUUGAGUCAGCUAAUGGGCCUGAACAAGGAGUCGAUGGAAAUUGUCAACCACAACCUCCACGGCGACAGGAAGCAGACAGCAGGCAAUAUCAUCUUCACGCUAAAGGAUGUGAUGCUCAAGUCACUGGCGCCAGGCAGAGACCUAGACGAGCUGAAUGACAAGCUCCUGGAUGGCCUGUCCCCUCUCAUCAGUAAUCUCGCCCGAGGCACGAAGUCGGAGAAAAUGAUGUUCUGGGCCUGGGCCCGUCAACAAAUCUCUGAAGUGUCAAUGGCGGCGGCAUACGGAGAGGACAACCCAGUAUCCAGGCAGCCAUCGCUAGUCGAGGACUUUUGGCAGUUCGAUGCCAGUGCUGCAGCGCUGAUGGCUCCGUGGCCCGCAGUAUUUGCGAGAAAGGGCCAUCUCGCCCGAUGGAGGUUCAUCAAUGGGUUCGUCGACUAUGCCGUAAGGGGUGGCUACAAGCAGGCGUCCAAUCUGAUCCAGGUCCGCGCCAGAGAAGCUCUGGCUACUGGAAUGGCAGUCGAUCAAUACGGCCAGCUGGAGAGCAACUUUGCCCCUGGCCUACUGUCCAACACCGUCCCAGCUACUUUCUGGUUGAUCAGCCGCGUCUUUGAGGAUCCUGAGCUUCUCGCCAAGUGUCGCGCCGAGAUUGACCAGUGCCUCGAGAAGGGAGAAGACAACAAGCACGUCCUCAACAUUACAAGGCUGCAAACCCAAUGUCCCCUUUUUGCGAGCGCAUUCCUGGAAACCCUCCGGACUACUGCUCCCCUCAACACCUACCGUUUCAUCCGUGAGGACACUGUCGUGACCAACAACUCGACGCAAGAGAGCUUCCUCCUCCGGAAGGGCAAUCUGGUGCAGCACGCCUCGACCGUCCUGCAUAGCCGCGCCUCAGUCUGGGGCGAGAACCCCGACUCCUUCAACGCCGGACGAUUUCUUCCUCCCAUGGACCCUGCCGCGCCUUUUAGAGAUGCUAAUGGCAAAAUGUAUAGCGGCUCGUUUCGGCCGUUUGGUGGAGGCGUGCACUUGUGUCCUGGUCGGUAUUUUGCGCAGACCUCGAUUCUUGCAGGGGCGGCGCUAUUUAUCGCCGCGUAUGAUAUGGAAAGCGAGCCGGGGACGGGAAGGUAUGUUCCUCCUCCGUUUAAGAACGCCAAGGGAGUCAUGUUCCUGUCCAUUAUCAAGCCGGAUAGGGACGUGGAGGUUUCGUUGAAGAGGAGGGCUGGGUUUGAGAACGCUGAGUUGGAAUUCAGCAAGUCUAGAUGA